Molecule: messenger RNA, 24414 nt
Organism: Coregonus sp. 'balchen'
Lineage: Eukaryota; Metazoa; Chordata; Actinopteri; Salmoniformes; Salmonidae
Source: the annotation of a GenBank genome assembly
AUGGAUGGUCCAGGUGGACGCAGGGACAAAGACCUGGUGAAGGUCAGGAUGGGGUUCUGUUGGAAAAAACACAAUGAGGCUUGCAGGUAUUCUACUAGCAUUCUACUGCAAUGACACAAACUGGCAUUCUACUAUCACUGCAUUGACAGAAACAAAAGCCAGUCAGGGGGGAAAAAGAGCCAACCACCAACAAACAUGUAAUCUGAUUACCCAAAAAACUAUAACUGUAAUCAAUUACUUUAUCAGCUAAAAUAUUUAUUGAAAUUACAGAUACUUUUGAUUACUUCUUAAAUACUUUUGAUUACAAGAUGAUUACUUCUUAGAUUACUUUACAAUUCAGAAAGGAGGUUUGCGGAAAAAUACAUUAUGACACCUUUCUGUUUUCUCAAUGACAUUCAAUUCAGCAUUGAAAAAGGCAUACAUUUAAGUUUGUUCCACCUGAACGAGUCUGACCACAAGUCAGAGACCAGUAUGAUGAUACACCAAUGUACAGUUGAAGUCGGAAGUUUACAUACACCUUAGCCAAAUACAUUUAAACUCAGUUUUUCAAAAUUCCUGACAUUUAAUCCUAGUAAAACUUCCCUGUCUUAGGUCAGUCAGGAUCACCACUUUAUUCUAAGAAUGUGAAAUGUCAGAAUAAUAGUAGAGAGAAUUAUUUAUUUCAGCUUUUAUUUCUUUCAUCACAUUCCCAGUGGGUCAGAAGUGUCACGCCCUGACUCAGGGGACGCUUAAAUGUUGAGUCAGGGUGUGUAUAUUCUUUGUUGUGCGUUUUCUAUGUUUGUAUUCUAGUAUGGUUCUAUGUUGGCCGGUGUGGGUCCCAAUCAGAGGCAGCUGUCGCUCGUUGUCUCUGAUUGGGGAUCAUACUUAGGCAGCCUAUUGGCACUAGUGGUUUGUGGGAUCUUGUUCCUUGUAAGGUAUGUUGUGUGUGCUACCUUGGACUUCACGUUUCGUUUCUUGUUUUGUCGAGAGUUUAUUGGUUUAAUAAACAUGUACGUAUAUCACGCUGCGCCUUGGUCUGUCCCGUCAUUAGACGAACGGGACAGAAGAUCCCACCAAACGAGGACCAAGCAGCGUGCCCAGGCGGAGCGAGUAGCCAUGUCACAGGUGGGCAAUUUGUGGUCAUGGGAAGAGAUAUUUGCGAGGAGAGGACCAUGGGCUAAGGUAGAUGCCCAGGCAGGAGAGGAGCAACGGCAACACGGAGGAGGCCGGUCGAGGAGGAAGCCCGAGAAGCAGCCCCAAGAAAAAUUUUUGGGGGGGCACACGGGGUGGUUGGCGGAGCCUAGGGUUAGAGCAGAGCCAACUCCCCGUACUCAAGGAAGCGUAUGACUGGGCAAGCUCCGUGUUAUGCGGAGCUACGUACUGUGUCGCCAGUGCGCCGGCACAGUCCUGUACGUCCUGUGCUUGCACCACGCACGUGCCGUGCGAAGAUGGGCAUCCAGCCAGGACGGGGUGUGCCGGCUCAACGCUCCUGGUCUCCAGUACGCCUCCUCGGUCCCACAUAUCCUGCGCCAGUUAUACGAACUCUAUCGCCAGUGCGCGUGCACAGCCCAGUGCGUCCUGUGCUGAUGCCUCACACAUACUGUGCGGAAGUAGGCAUUCAGCCAGGAUGGGUUGUGCCAGCUCUCCGCUCCAGACCUCCAGUCCGCCUCCACAGUCCGGCCCGGCCUGUUCCUGCUCCUCACACCAAGCCAGUGGUGCGCGUCGCCAGCCAGGCCCGGCCUGUUCCUGCACCUCGACCAAGCCAGUGGUGCGCGUCGCCAGCCCGGCCCGGCCUGUUCCUGCUCCUCGCACCAAGCCGGUGGUGCGCGUCGGCAGCCAGGCCCGGCCUGUUCCUGCACCUCGACCAAGCCGGUGGUGCGCGUUGCCAGCCCGGCCCGGCCUGUUCCUGCUCCUCGCACCAAGCCAGUGGUGCGCGUCUCCAGUCCGGCACGGCCCGUGCCCGUUCCACCGGUGCUUGGUCCGGCACCGGUCAGCUGCUCCACUCCGGAGCCAGAAUAGUCCGCUCCACCGGUGCCUGAUCCAGUGCCGGUCAGCUGUUCCACUCCGGAGCCGGAGCAGUCCGCUCCACCGGUGCCUGAUCCAGCUCCAGUCAGCUGCUCCACUCCGGAGCCAGAGCAGUCCGCUCCACCGGUGCCUGAUCCAGCUCCGGUCAGCUGCGCCACUCCGGAGCCAGAGCAGUCCGCUCCACCGGUGCCUGAUCCAGCUCCGGUCAGCGGCUCCACUCCGGAGCCAGAGCAGUCCGCUCCACCGGUGCCUGAUUCAGCUCCGGUCAGCGGCUCCACUCCGGAGCCAGAGUAGUCCGCUCCACCGGUGCCCAGUCCAGCUCCGGUCAGCGGCUCCAGUCCAGACCAUGACGUCAGCCCCUCUCCAGGUUCGGGGUCUCCCACACCAGGGUCCAGACAGGGCCUGGCGUAUCGUGGGAAGAAGGAGAGGGGAAGCAGCGCACCGAGGUCCAGACCAGACCAGGGGCGCAACAGGGAGGCGGAGAGUGAGAGGUCGUCACGCCCCGAGCCGGAUCCGCCUCCGAGGCGGAAUGCCCACCUGGCCCCUACCCUGUUAUGUUUAUGUUGUGCGGUCGGAGUCCGCACCUUUGGGGGGGGGGUACUGUCACGCCCUGACUCAGGGGACGCUUAAAUGUUGAGUCAGGGUGUGUAUAUUCUUUGUUGUUCGUUUUCUAUGUUUGUAUUCUAGUAUGUGUAGUUCUAUGUUGGCCGGUGUGGUUCCCAAUCAGAGGCAGCUGUCGCUCGUUGUCUCUGAUUGGGGAUCAUACUUAGGCAGCCUAUUGGCACUAGUGGGUUGUGGGAUCUUGUUCCUUGUAAGGUAUGUUGUGUGUGCUACCUUGGACUUCACGUUUCAUUUCGUUUAUUGUUUUGUUGAGUGUUUAUUGGUUUAAUAAACAUGUACGUAUAUCACGCUGCGCCUUGGUCUGUCCCGUCAUUAGACGAACGUGACAAGAAGUUUACAUACACUCAAUUAGUAUUUGGUAGCAUUGCCUUUAAAUUGUUUAACUUGGGUCAAACGUUUCAGGUAGCCUUCCACAAGCUUCUCACAAUAAUUUGGGUGAAUUUUGGCCCAUUCGUCCUGACAGAGCUGGUGUAACUGAGUCAGGUUUGUAGGCCUCCUUGCUCGCACAUGCUUUUUCAGUUCUGCCCACAAAUGUUCUAUAAGAUUGAGGUCAGGGCUUUGUGAUGACCACUCCAAUACCUUGACUUUGCUGUCCUUAAGCCAUUUUUCCACAACUUUGGAUGCAUGCUUGGGGUCAUUGUCCAUUUGGAAGACCCAUUUGCGACCAAGCUUUAACUUCCUGACUGAUGGCUUCAAUAUAUCCACAUAAUUUUCCUUCCUCAUGAUGCCAUUUAUUUUAUGAAGUGCACCAGUCCCUCCUGCAGAAAAGCACCCCCACAGCAUGAUGCUGCCACCCCCGUGCUUCACGGUUGGGAUGGUGUUCUUCGGCUUGCAAGCUACCCCCUUUUCCUCCAAACAUAACAAUGGUCAUUAUGUCCAAACAGUUCUAUUUUUGUUUCAUCAGACCAGAGGACUUUUCUCCAAAAAGUACGAUCUUUGUCCCCAUGUGCAGUUGCAAACUGUAGUCUGGCUUUUUUAUGGCGGUUUUGGAGCAGUGGCUUCUUCCUUGCUGAGCGACCUUUCAGGUUAUGUCGAUAUAGGACUCGUUUUACUGUGGAUAUAGAUACUUUUGUACCUGUUUCCUCCAGCAUCUUCACAAGGUCCUUUGCUGUUGUUCUGGGAUUGAUUCGCACUUUUCGCACCAAAGUACGUUCAUCUCUAGGUGACAGAACGUGUCUCCUUCCUGAGAGGGAUUACUGCUGCGUGGUCCCAUGGUGUUUAUACUUGUGUACUAUUGUUUGUACAGAUGAACGUGGUACCUUCAGGCAUUUGGAAAUUGCUCCCAAGGAUGAACCAGACUUGUGGAGGUCUACAAUGUUUUUUCUGAGGUCUUGGCUGAUUUCUUUUGAUUUUCCCAUGAUGUCAAGCAAAGAUGCACUGAGUUUGAAGGUAGGCCUUGAAAUACAUCCACAGGUACACCUCCAAUUGACUCAAAUGAUGUCAAUUAGCCUAUCAGAAGCUUCUAAAGCCAUGACAUCAUUUUCUGGAAUUUUCCAAGCUGUUUAAAGGCACAGUAAACUUAGUGUAUGUGAACUUCUGACCCACUGGAAUUGUUAUACAGUGAAUUAUAAGUGAAAUAAUCUGCCUGUAAACAAUUGUUUGAAAAAUUACUUGUGUCGUGCACAAAGUCGAUGUCCUAACCGACUUGCCAAAACUAUAGUUUGUUAACAAGAAAUUUGUGGAGUGGUUGAAAAAUGAGUUUGAAUGAUUCCAACCUAAAUGUAUGUUAACUUCCGACUUCAACUGUAUUUGAUGGAUAUGUUUUGUCUUCUUCUAAUGCCUCUUAAUGGUAAAGUAAUCCAAAAGUAACUGAAAGUAAUCCGAUUACGUUACUGUGUAAUCCAAAUGUUUACGUUACUGAUUACAAUUUUGGGCAGGUAUUUAGUAACUGAAACAGAUUACAUUUAGAAAGUACCUACCCAACCCUGUCCGUGGAUGGCUAAUUGGCAGAUAGGCCCUCCAAUGAGAGACUGGGAACAGUUUCAGUCUGGCCAAUCAUACAGUACGGACAGUAGUCCCUGGUGGAUAGAGCUAGAUUAAGCUGAGUUUGAGACUUUGUAUUUAGCCCAUUUUUUUAUUUUCUACUGUUAUGAGUUCAUGUGUGUGAGUGUGUGUGUGUGUGUGUUCGUGCCUGCGUCUGUGCCUGUAUCCGUGUUUGUGUAUAUAUAUGUAAACGUGCGUACACACACAUCCACUCACCACGCCCUUAGAGAUCAUGUUCGCCAUCAAACAGACGAGUGACCUCUGAGAGACUGAGAAGCAACUGAGAGUGGAGAUCAUAAAAAUCAAUGGAGCGCUCCAUAAACAUAAGCACACUAAUGCUCUUCCUGUGCACAAUUAGAUUCUGUUAUGGAGCAUAAUGGAGAGAUACAGAGACACACAGAUGCACACACACACACACACACACCCACACACACAUACACACAUACACACAUACACAUAGAUUCUGUUAUUACUAGUAAUGGGGAGAUGGGCAGGUGAAGGGGAUUGGAAAUGAUGGUAAUUGAAAAUUAAUGUAAUGAAGCGACAUACAAUCUCCAACAUCUGCUUUCCUGCCUGCUAGUUGUUCAUAGGGAGAAUAAUUACAUUGACAGGCAAUGCUGCUCUGGCCGGGACCUGGAGAAGAAAAGGUUGUUGGAUGAAUAACCUUAGUUGUGUGAAGUAAAGGAUUGAAUAUGUGUCUUGUAUUGACAACCGUUAAUUCAUCAAAUGGAUGUUAUAGAGUUGAAAUAAAUAGCCUCAAGGACAAAGUGCUACAUUUCAAUGCAACACAGUUUAAAUUCUACUCUGAAUAGAUUUACUUAGAAAUAAUAUAAUCUAGUCUCUACGUAUAUUUUGGGAUUGAUGGUUGCAAUAAAACAAUUAAAUUAAACUAAACUGAAAAUAUUCAAAUAAAGUGAAAUACUUAAUCUAAGAACUAUGAUAUAUUAGGGCUCAUGCAUAUCCCCUCGGCUCUAAAUCAUUUUCUAAUAUUUGUUUAGAAUAAUUAAAGGAAGAUUGCAGAAUUAGGUUGCUGUUAAACAUUCUGAUUUGUUUCAUCUAAAAGUCCCAAUACAGCAUAUUAUAUUUGUAUUUUGGGAGAAAUAUGUAUUUUAUCAAGUCGGCUAAGUGACAUACAGUGGGGAAAAAAAGUAUUUAGUCAGCCACCAAUUGUGCAAGUUCUCCCACUUAAAAAGAUGAGCGAGGCCUGUAAUUUUCAUCAUAGGUACAUGUCAACUAUGACAGACAAAUUGAGGAGAAAAAAAUCCGAAAAUCACAUUGUAGGAUUUUUAAUGAAUUUAUUUGCAAAUUAUGGUGGAAAAUAAGUAUUUGGUCACCUACAAACAAGCAAGAUUUCUGGCUCUCACAGACCUGUAACUUCUUCUUUAAGAGGCUCCUCUGUCCUCCACUCGUUACCUGUAUUAAUGGCACCUGUUUGAACUUGUUAUCAGUAUAAAAGACACCUGUCCACAACCUCAAACAGUCACACUCCAAACUCCACUAUGGCCAAGACCAAAGAGCUGUCAAAGGACACCAGAAACAAAAUUGUAGACCUGCACCAGGCUGGGAAGGCUGAAUCUGCAAUAGGUAAGCAGCUUGGUUUGAAUAAAUCAACUGUGGGAGCAAUUAUUAGGAAAUGGAAGACAUACAAGACCACUGACAAUCUCCCUCGAUCUGGGGCUCCACGCAAGAUCUCACCCCGUGGGGUCAAAAUGAUCACAAGAACGGUGAGCAAAAAUCCCAGAACCACACGGGGGGGACCUAGUGAAUGACCUGCAGAGAGCUGGGACCAAAGUAACAAAGCCUACCAUCAGUAACACACUACGCCGCCAGGGACUCAAAUCCUGCAGUGCCAGACGUGUCCCCCUGCUUAAGCCAGUACAUGUCCAGGCCCGUCUGAAGUUUGCUAGAGUGCAUUUGGAUGAUCCAGAAGAGGAUUGGGAGAAUGUCAUAUGGUCAGAUGAAACCAAAAUAUAACUUUUUGGUAAAAACUCAACUCGUCGUGUUUGGAGGACAAAGAAUGCUGAGUUGCAUCCAAAGAACACCAUACCUACUGUGAAGCAUGGGAGUGGAAACAUCAUGCCUUGGGGCUGUUUUUCUGCAAAGGGACCAGGACGACUGAUCCGUGUAAAGGAAAGAAUGAAUGGGGCCAUGUAUCAUGAGAUUUUGAAUGCAAGGGCAUUGAAGAUGAAACGUGGCUGGGUCUUUCAGCAUGACAAUGAUCCCAAACACACCGCCCGGGCAACGAAGGAGUGGCUUCGUAAGAAGCAUUUCAAGGUCCUGGAGUGGCCUAGCCAGUCUCCAGAUCUCAACCCCAUAGAAAAUCUUUGGAGGGAGUUGAAAGUCUGUGUUGCCCAGCGACAGCCCCAAAACAUCACUGCUCUAGAGGAGAUCUGCAUGGAGGAAUGGGCCAAAAUACCAGCAACAGUGUGUGAAAACCUUGUGAAGACUUACAGAAAAUGUUUGACCUGUGUCAUUGCCAACAAAGGGUAUAUAACAAAGUAUUGAGAAACUUUUGUUAUUGACCAAAUACUUAUUUUCCACCAUAAUUUGCAAAUAAAUUCAUUAAAAAUCCUACAAUGUGAUUUUCUGGAGAAAAAUAAUCUCAAUUUGUCUGUCAUAGUUGACGUGUACCUAUGAUGAAAAUUACAGGCCUCUCUCAUCUUUUUAAGUGGGAGAACUUGCACAAUUGGUGGCUGACUAAAUACUUUUUUCCCCCACUGUAUAAUGGCUAACACUAACAUUGGCAACCAUGAUAUCCUGCAAGUUAUAUCGGCCAUUGAAGUUCAGGCAGUUCAGCAACAAUAAAGACCUUGAAAUAAACAAUGACAUUAAUCCCUUUUUUUUUUUUACAAUUUAUUUCUGCUAAAUGUGCAGUAUACUGUUGAUGGAGUUGUUGUAGCUUGCUUGCUAACUUAUUCCAUCCCCAAACUCCAUGCUAGAUCUGUGUGAGUGGGCCAGUUCAUUUUAGAUGGGCCCGGUGCAUUUAGAUAGCUGGCUAUCUGCAUUUCUCAUCAUCUACUAGCAACAUAACAUGACAAAACUCUUUGUGCACUUUAAUACCUACUUACCCGAUUCACUUAGGCUCAGUUGUACAAAGUUUUCUUAAGGUAAUUCCUAUAUGCCAUGAAAAGGACAGAUAUACUGUAUAGUUUGAAUAUUACAUUCCUUUUAAUAUUUGGUGUAUAGGCAAAUAUUUAGAGCUAACACUGGGCUUUGAAACACCUCUUUAUUCUCUAUGAAGGACGUCUCAUCCUCAGAAGUAUCAGAAGACAGCAUUCUUUCUUUUCAGCUGUGAUUCGCUGAAUAUGAUUGCGUAAUGUGUGUGCGUGUGUGUGUGCAUGCGUGCAUGUGUCUGCAUGUGUGUGUGCGUUUGCUGUGCCCUUCUCUAGUUGGCGUCCUUUUCCUCUCAGGUAGUCUGCCUCGAGAGGCUCCUAGUGUUCUGUGUCCAUCUAUCUAUCUGCCUCCUGCCUCCCCACUCCCCACACACCUCUCCAAUAGGUCAUACAUUUGGCUCCUAACUAUGCCUGUCGAGCAGGGAUCAGAGAGAGAGAGAGGGAGAUUAGAUGAUGUGAGGUGGAUCGAUGGCUUAUGGCUGGCCAGACCUUGCUUGCACACGAAACACACAAACACAUGUGUGUGCACAUGCAGACACACAUACACACACUAGCAGGCACAAUCACAUACACACAUACACACAGACAUUAUGUUAUGCAGACGUCCUUUGUAGAGGGAAGGAGAAUGAUGAGGUAAUCCUCCUGGGACACCAAGUGCUGUUGACUGAACGACUGAGAGGCCUCCAUUUGAUGGAGGGGUAAAAAAGACAACAGAGCACAGAUGUCUCCAUAUCUCCUCAGUGUUUGGGGGAAGAUGUGAGAUGGAGACACAUGGAGAGAGAGAGAACCCAGCCAGACCUUGUUUAUUUAUUUAUCUAUGAUUUUAUUUAUUUAUUUCCUCCAUUUGCAGAGCGCAGCAAGGCGCCCCUUCCUGUUGUUACAGCUUGUUUGUUGCUGUUUGUUUACGCGACAGACAGACACUGACAGACAGACACUGACAGACAGACAAAUGCCUUCAUGGGGGGAGGCACUCAGAGAGGAGUACAGUGCAAACUGACAAAUUAGCAAAACGCUAAAUAUACACGUCACCAAUAACCCAGCGGACCUCGCCAUAACAAGACAUCGACAUGAUCCAAAUAUCCACCACCAAUUGAUUCUCUACUACUGUGGGAUUUUAGAGUGAAAUGGAAUGAGGACUUUUAAGACUCAGUCAGUCACGUUUGUCAGCCUGGGUCCGUGCUGGUCUAUAAAGCUCAGUGAGUCUCUGAGAUCUAUGCAGGGCAAAUAGUCUGCUGUGUGAAAGAUCUGGUCGCCAUGGGGAUGUGUCUGUCUGACUGUGUUAUCUGUUCAGAGCGGAGGCUGGCACAUCAGACAGUCGGUCGGUUGUAUCAACAGACUGGGAUAAUGAUAAGACUAAAGUCUAUGGUCAACUACAGCUCAAGACACUGUUGGGAUAAAGUUUGUCCAAAUGCAGGUGUUUUGGUUUUUUAUUUGGUCUGGUGUGUCUCUGUGUUAUCUUGUGUGAGUGUAUGUGCAUGCGUGGGGGUAAUAUUUGCUCAUAUUUAUCUGCUGUUUUAAAGAUUACAUUCAAUGUUUUGAAAUGAAUACAAACAAUGGCCUAAACUGCAAUUUACAGUUUGUUAAAGUAGAAUGAAAUGUACAUGACUAAUCUCUCAAUGUCAACUGUGUUUUGUCUUCUUCUUGCAGGUAUCCCCAAUAGCAUUGGUCCAGUUAGUAAGUAAAUCCAAAGCAGAAAAGAAAACACAGAAACUGCUUGAUGCUUUGCUAAGUCUUAUCAUAUCCCUCCCUAAAGUCCACUUGGUUUUAAAUGUUCAUUUCUGAUUUAGAUCCUCCAUUAUUCAUUAAGUGAAGGAUCAGUCAUAAUUGGUUUGGAAAUGUUCAUUAUGCCAGGGUUAGUUUAAUUCCCUGUUGUUUUCCUCCCUAAAGGAAUAAGCAAUAGCUCUCUGCCAUAUUGUCUAGAAUGCUCAGUGUGGAGGUGGACUAAAUCACCUUCAACAAGAUAAGCCUAGAUAGCAGCCAGACGCCUGAGCAUGCAUACAAAACAUGUUUUUGCCCCUAUGCAUUAUACAUAAAUGGCAUAUAGAGUUUAUGAAAGUGCCCAGACCUCAGUGGUGGAAUAAUGUCAGGGAGGUCAGUUUAAUAUGAGCGCUGGAUAUUAUCUGCUGCAGCCAGUCGCCCCUGGAGCACAGAGAGAGACAUCUAGAGAUGUAGUCUGUUGUUACUACAGCAGCCAGCUGGGACUGCACCUCAGGGGAAUAACAGGAGACACACACACCAAGGCUGCGUCUUUCCUCUAUAGUGCAUUACUUUUGACCAGAGUUCUAUGGGCCGUGGUCAAAAGUAGUGCACUAUAUAGGGAAUCGGGGGUGUCAUUUCAGACAUACACAGGUAUUGAACAAGUCAAAGUGCAUUCAGAGCCCCAGCCCAUUCCGCAUCAAUCCACCUAUCAAUCAACGUAUUGAUUGAUGUGGAAUUCUCCUGAGAUGCAGUCCCUAGCUAGCUCCCCCUCUAUGGGGGAAAAACCAAUAGACACAAAUCAGCUAAGAUGGACAGCAUCUCAUUAGUCUUGAAUGGUUUCCUCUCUUUGAUUCCUGGCUGUAUCUCCAUGACUGCAGAUAUCUAAAGGACUAGCUAGGUUAGAGCAAUAUGGCUACCAGACCUACCCAGUCCUUUUAUGUGUCAGCAUUCAUGAAGGGAAGGAGACAAGGAAAGGAAGCUGUUUAUAAGUAUUGGGACGUAGCCAUGAUCAGAAUUUACAAUGGUAUCCCUACAUUGGCUAGUCGGCUAGUUGGCGAUGAACUUUGAAACACAACUUUGAACCACAACAGUAACCACAACUGAGGUCAAACUAACGUAAAUGUAAACCGAUAAUUUGAUCCAAACAAUAACCAGUUUAUCAUGAAAAUUCAGAGAAAUUUGAUGUCAGAAAUUAGCAUAGAACCAAGUGGACCCCCUCCCUCCCCCUACCCCAACCCCGCAAUCUUAGAGAGCUGAAUGUGUUCAGUGUUUUCUCCUGCCUGUGCAUGGCCAAUGCUCUAUACAUAUGCUGCAUGCAUGUUCUUCAUACAUAUACAUACUGUAUAUGCUGUACAUACACCACUCACACAUCACACCCUCGCUAGCUCCUCCCCAACCCAACCCCACACCUAGUCAGACCAUCACCAAUGGCUGCUCUCUCUCUUAGUGGGGAGUGUCUGUAUUAUAGCCCGUCUGUCUGUCUGUGGGUGUGACUCACAGAAAGGACACACUCACUGACUGACUGACGAUGGCCAAGUCUGUAUGGUUCAUUCAGACCUGUAGGUAUUGAAACACUCACGAGAUGCUGUCUGUCUGUCUCUACACCAGCAGAACCAACCCCAUAACUACCACAACAUGAAACACUACCCAGCUUUGGUACUGUAGACACACCUAGGAUGAAGUUGGGGUAAAACAAACUGAAAUCGUGUGUAUGUAGCUAUGUCCUCUCAAAUAAAAAAGAACCAUCCAGAACACAGCUAAAUGUCCUUGAGGACAGAGCAGCAAACAGAAAAUGCUGCACUUUUUCAUAUUGUGUUUGAAAGUAAUUUAAUUCUUUAUUGACUUUUCCUCAAUUCUAUUUCAAGUUGAUUAAGCCAGCCAGAAUUGCCCUAAUGCAGCCAUUAAAGCAAAAUUAAUAUAAAAAAAACAGCUUCUGGGCUCUACGAGAUUACAUUUCAUUAUGACAGCAGCAUUGAUUAUAAUCCGUCACUUCUCAUUAAGCACGGCUUACCUGUAUUCUCCCUCACCUAAUAACUAAUAGAACAACAGAUGUGAUACUUAUUGGAUCGAAAUAAUGCUCUAAUUUCUCUAAUCAAAUUCCUCUAAUUAUGAUGCCAAUGAGAUUUUUUUUUAAUAUGACAACACCACAUGUCAAUUUCAUGUAUUUUUUUUCCAAUAAAGGAAGUAUUUGUGUUGUCACUGAGUUCUGGAUUUUACAAACAUUAUUCCUUUAUUGAUAUAAAAUGAAGUAGUGUGUCCUUUCUACCUGUUAUUUUGUUUGUUAGUUUUUUCUCCUUAUCCUGUAAAACAGAACUUCUCAUCACGGUUACUGAUCAAUAUCUCAACAGAACAUAUUCUCUUGAAAACAAUCCAAAACCCCUAAAUACUUACAAUAAAUAACUUGCUGGCCAAUAUUGGAUUCUGGCCAAUAUUGCUGAACAAUGUAUUUAGGACUGACAUGACAUACUAUGUACUUUAUCAGUUAUGGAGCUGUCAUGGAUAGGGUUUGGAUAGUAACUCAAUCAGUCAAACACUACAGUAUAUAAUGACUGUAUGUCUGUGUGCCUGAGUGCAUGCAUAACCAAACCCAUUAAUUACCCAUAUCCUUAACAAAACCGAACAUAUUACAAACAAUUAUACACACCACACGGUAAUGCUCACUAUCUAAUGGCACGGUAGUUAAGUUGCUUGCUGUGACACCACUGGACACUAAUCACCGGCCAAUGAUCACAUGAUCAGAUGACCACACUGAAGUCGGCGAUACUGCGACACAGAGACUUGGUGAUGCUUUAGUGGGGGGAUUACAAUACUAGAAUACAUGACAAGCCUUUCCUUCUGUCUCUGCUUGACUCAAGACCACUCCAUCCCUGAACCAACCCACCAACCACAACCACCAAACACCGCCAGUAUUUCCCCCGCCACGGAAAUACAGAAUUGUAUGUAAUUAGGUUACAGUACACCACAACUAUCAGUCAUUCCAACCCCUGACACACCACAUUAUGUAUUAAUCGUUAUUCCUCAACCAGAAAUACACUGUAAUUAGAUAUUGAUUGAAUAGUCAAUUUGAUGAAUUAAACAAAAUGCCUGCGACAACUUUGUUUUCUAUCUAUACACUCUUAGAAAAAAAGGUGCUAAGUAGAACCGUAUAGGGUUAUUUGGUUUGUCCCCAUAGGGGAACCCUUUUUGGUGAAAGGUAGAACGUUUUGCAGAGGGUUCUACCUAGAACCCUUGAUGUAGGGUUCUACAUAAAACCCCCUGUUGUUCUACCAAGAACCCUUUUAUCUUUGAUGGGUUCUUCCUAGAACAAUCUCUGAACAGUUCCAUCAGCCUUAUUACCCUUAAAAAUUAAACUCUUUAUGACAAUACAUUAUGUAUCAUAAGAUCUUUCUUUGAGGGCCUAGUUAUACCCUAACACAGUGGCGUUAGGAAACUCUUGGUUUACAGGCCAAAUCAGGCCAGGAAGUCACAUUAUGCUGUCUUGCAAAGUGAUUUGUAAUUCCUAUUAGAAUCCAGCCAGAGUGAGGAUAUCCAACAAUUAGAACUUUUAAUCACCAGCAACCUGCAUUCAGAAUGACUGCCACUGUAGGGAAGAUUGAUUAAUGGGACUACCUCAGUAACGGGUGCAAUAAGUCCAACUACUUAGUUUAGAAUGUUUUUAUUUAUCUUUGUGUAGCAUAAGAUUAAUCAACCAAUCAAUGUACAUGCAAACACACAGAUAUUGAAACAAACAAUUCAGAAAAUUAACCUGCAAAAGGAGCAUGCUGGGAAAUAGGAUAAUGAUGGGCGUGGUUUUUUAUGUUUUUUCUCUACACAGUAAAAAUUACACACUCACACUCAACUCUGGUUAUUAACACCAACACUGAGGUUAUUUUACGCCACUGAGUGUUAAAGUAACUGUCCAGUGUUUCCAGAUUUAUAUUAAAUAUUACCUAUAAUUAAUUACAAUAUGAAUUUAAAUAGUUUUCCUUCCAGAAAAGUAUGUUAAAAAGAAGCUGUUCUGUGUUGGAAUGGUGUGGGCGUACCCCAACAACAGAAUGGUGUGGGCAUAUACUGGUCAUAAAAAAUAUAAAUGCCAGUAGCCCGCUUAUUGGCCAGCUCAUCUUCCUCAGGAGGAUGGCAUCAUCCUCUAUGACGAAAUAGCAAGCAUUUUUUAAAUGGUCUGUUUGAGAUACAAGUUUGAGGGGGAGUUUUUGAAGUGUUUUUUCUUCAGCUUAUGCUUUGGCCACAAGUAUGAGUAUAGGAUGAGUCAACAACAUUAUUUGAGGAUGAGUUAACAGGAUAUUAACUUUUAAAAGUUCGAUUUUCACUGGAUAGUUAGUUUAAGUUAAUUUAACUCCUGAAUCAACACUAGAAAUGUUAUAUUGAAAAAUCAACACUAGGUAACACUGGCAAAUUUGCUGUGUGUACAAUGCCUUCAGAAAUUAUUCACACCCCUUGACUUUUUCCACAUUUUGUUGUGUUACAGCCUUGCCUACACACAAUACCCCAUAAUGUGAAAGUGUAGUUAAUAAGUAUUCAAACAUUUUGUUAUGGCAAGCCUAAAUAAGUUCAGGAGUAAAAAUGUGCUUAACAAGUCACAUAAUAAGUUGCAUGGACUCUGUGUGCAAUAAUAGUGUUUAACAUGAUUUUUGAAUGACUACCUCAUCUCUGUACCCCACACAUAUAAUGAUCUAUAAAGUCCCUCAAUAGAGCAGUGAAGCUGCAGACAUUGAAUAUCCCUUUGAGCAUGGUGAAGCUAUUAAUAACACUUUGGAUGGUGUAUCAAUACACCCAGUCACUACAAAGAUACAGGCAUCCUUCCUAACUCAGUUGCCGGAGAGGAAGGAAACCGCUCAGGGAUUUCACCAUGAGGCCAACGGUGACUUUAAAACAGUUACACAGUUUAAUGGCUGUGAUAGGAGAAAACUGAGGAUGGAUCAACAACAUUGUAGUUACUCCACAAUACAAACCUAAAUGAAAGAGUGAAAAGAAAGAAGCCUGUACAGAAUAAAAAUAUAACAAAAAAUGCAUCCUGUUUGCAAUAAUGCACUAAAGUAAAACUUUAAAAAAUGUGGCAAAGAAAUUGUCCUGAAUGCAAAGCUUUAUUUUUAGGGCAAAUCCAACACAACACAUCACUGAGUACCACUCUUCAUAUUUUCAAGCAUGGUGGUGGCUGCAUCAUGUUAUGGGUAUGCUUGUCAUCGGCAACGACUAGGGAGUUUUUUUGGAUAAAAAUAAACGGAAUAGAGCUAAGCACAGGCAAAAUCCUAGAGGAAAACCUGGUUCAGUCUGCUUUCCAACAGACACUGGGAGACAAAUUCACCUUUCAACAGGACAUUAACCUAAACACAAGGCCAAAUAUACACUGGAGUUGCUUACCAAGACGACAUUGAAUGUUCCUGAGUGGCCUAGUUACAGUUUUUACUUAAAACGGUUUGAAAAUCUAUGGCAAGACUUGAAAAUGGCUGUCUAGCAAUGAUCAACAACCAACUUGACAGAGUUCGAAGAAUUUUAAGUAAAAUCAUGUGCAAAUAUUGUACAAUCCAGGUGUGCAAAGCUUUUAGAGAUUUACCCAGAAAGACUCACAGCUGUAAUCACUGCCAAAGGUGAUUCUGACACUCAGGGGUGUCAAUACUUAUGAAAAUGAGAUUUUUCUGUAUUUUAUUUUCAAUACAUGUGUAAAGAUUUCUGAAAACAUAUUUGAACUUCAUCAUUAUGUAUAGAUGAGUGAGAAAAAAUAUAUAUUUCAUCCAUUUUGAAUUCAGACUGUAACACAACAAAAUGUGGAAUAAGUCACGGGGUAUGAAUACUUUCUGACGGGACUGUAUAUGUAAAAUGAUUAAGGGAAUACAAGAUACAUGCACAAAUAUUCUCACACCUAUCUUUGUAAUCUUAUUAUAUUACUCAAACUCCUGAUGUUAAAGUUUAAACACUGAGAUAAACACUAAUGCUGAGGCACUAUUUAAUAGUUUUUUUUAAAUACAAUAAAAAAGCUUAUUCAGAUUCAGAAGGGUUCUAUGUAGAAUCCUUCUUGCCUUCCAAAGAAUCCUUCUUGCCUUCUAAAAAUCCUUCUUGCUUUCCAAACAAUCAUUAAAGAACCCUUUCUUCCAAAAACAGUUCUUAGGAUGAAAAAGGUUCUAGGUAGAACUCUUUGCCUUACAAAGAACCCAUGUCUUCAAAAAAAAGUGUUCUUCAGAUGAAAACGGUUCCUGGUAGAAUCCUAUCCCUCCUCAGAUAACCUUUUGGAACCCUUUUUUCUAAGAGUGUACAUAGUUAAGCCAACCACCAUGUUUGCAUAAGUUAUGAUCCCACUACAUAUCAGAGAGAAUCUCAAGUUGUUGUUGUUUGUUUUUCUUUAUGUUAUGUUUAUUCAUCAUUGCCAUCGAUACACACACUCAAGUGAGCCGUGAAACUGCACAAUUACAUACAAUGUCCCUGGGACAACGUCUGGUGUUGGGAUGCAUCUACUGCUUGUCCCCGUAUAGGCUUGACGGUCAUUCUGUUGUUAUGAGUUGUUCUGAGUAAAGCCAUGCCUAAGAUGUAUGUCUAGUUGUCUACAUAUGUCCCACCAGUCAACUCCUAGUAGAACCUCUACUGUGCAUCUGAUGUCCACUAUAGCCAGUGCACCUAAUCAUUUAUGGUUUCUCCCAAUGCAUGCAGUUCGGCAGAAUGUCUCAUCCCUAGGUGUUGCUAACCGAAACCAAGGUAGGCUAUACCUCCAACUAAGAUUAAACAUAUCUCUUUACAGAUCUACUCAUAUAUACAGUAGUUAAACAGUGACUGUACUCGCCGUGACAGUUGAGACCAGAUCCACCAGGAGGGAGUUUUUCUGUUGAUCUGUGUCAAAAGCCUUAGUGAUCUAGAUUUUAUAAACUUGAAAAAAAAAGAUACAAAAAAAAUUGACAAAAAAAAUGUAUUCUCUGUAUCUCUUUUUCGUGAAAGAGGGCUUUGGCACCUUUGAAAUGGGCAAGUUUGAUUCCUGGCAUACUCGGCAGACAUGCAUGAGCUGCAACAUGCUGUGACUCUGUUACAAUAUCCUCCUCCCCUCCACUAUUUGAGCCCCAAGAUGCGGAAUCUCUCCACAAGAGCAGGACGACGAUAGGCGUUCAGUCUUUCUCUCUCUCUCUCUUCCAUCCCGUUUCAAUAUCCUUAGAUUAUCCCCUUCGUUUUAAUUAGGUGUGGCGCUUCUAGGGAUUCUAGAAUCCUAUCUGGGCUCGGCGGAAGAAAAUAGGGCGAUUUCACAGAGCGGUUUAUGUAGAUUGAUUUCAGGCAAUCUCAAGUUGAUCCAUUGUGCUGAUGUGCUGUGGCUGUGGCGACCGUUUUGCAAACAAACUGCACAUGUAUUUCCAUACAGAGCUCUACCCAAGCGGAUGUAGAGAUGUAGAGCCCUCAAACUCAACUCUGGACCUCGAAGCCAGUUUCACUGCUUUUUUUCAUUCUCUCCCUCUAAUCAGGGACUGAUUUAGACCUGGGACACCAGGUGUGUGCAAUUCAUUAUCAGGUAGAACAGAAAACCAGCAGGCUCCAGACCUCGUAGGGUAAGAGUUGAGUACCCCUGAUAUAGAGGGUAUAGUGUUUAUAUCAGGGCUGCCCAACCCUCUUCCUGGAGAUCUACUGUCCUGUAGGUUUUCAGUCCAACCCUAAUUUAGCAUAUCUGAUUCAGCUAGUUAAGGUCUUGUUGAGCAUCUAAUAAGUAGAAUCAGGGGUGUUAAAUUAGGGUUGGACUGAAAACCCACAGGACGGUAGAUCUCCAGGAAGAGGGUUGGUCAGGCAAGAACAUGGGAGAGCAUGUGAGAGGGGCUCAGUCAGGGUUGACCAUUGUUUCACCUCCAGUUUGUUUGCUUGUUAUCUGAGAUGCGGGCAGCAGUAGGAUUGUGGGAUUGUUGUGUGCCGCGCCAGUGAGCCUCGACCCUAUGCCCCGAUGAACAGACCUAUGGGAAAUUAUCCCACUGGGCUUUCCUAAAGGAAGUGUGGUGUUGGUACGUUGGGAGAAUGUAAUACCAGAACAGAACACUACUGUUCAUCUACGUUGUGACGACGAUAGCAUGGUGUUGUUGGACUGUCUCACCGGGUUUGGAUACUAAUGACAGUCAGGAUUGUUCAGAAGGAAUCAUUCAUAAAAAUAAGAUUGUACCCUCCUCUACUCCUUUUUCUAUAUGACUGAUAACCUUGUCUCUUCCAAAUGGUAAACUUGUGUAGAUUCCAUGCAACAUGAUUCAACAGACUGCAUCUGUAAUUGUCAGGGCAACCACACUUUAUGCCACAGUCCUAGAAUGUUAUUCUAGAACUUCUUCUUCUUACAGUGCAAUGAUGGUGGACAUUGUGUGGGAAUUAAUUCCUCUAAUAUUUACAGUCUCAGAAUAUAACACAAAAUAUAUAGGAUCACCUAUCUCAUUGUUCAUUUAAUAAUUCAUGUCAGACCAUCUUUACUGUAUGUUUAUUUCAAACUUUUUUGUACUAUAGUGAAAAAAUAUGAAUGUGUAUGAUUCUCAGUUCUUUAACACUUCUGAACAUUCUAUUAUUUAAUGUUUAACAAAAUAUAUCAUGCUUUUGUUUAUUUAUUUGUUUGUUUUUCUUCUUUUUUUAAUUUGUCCAGUAGCUCCUCAAGUUGCUUUGUCAACUGUCCCUUCAGUUCAAGUUGCAAACAGCAAGCGAGGUAGGAGGUUCUCAGAUUCAUACAGUGCCCCCCCUGCGUCAGCAGUUGUCAAAAGCUAUGUCCCCACUGUAUGAAUCUAGAAUGACCUGUGUAUGUGCUACUUUAGGCACCUAACCCAACCCUACCCCUGUAGUACAUUGUAGUACUAAUCCACAACUAUCCCCAUGAACUAUGACCAAUGUGCACUCUGUAUCCAUAAAGAAUGGGGUUUGCUUUGCGGUGUGGAUAUGUGGUACACAUAUAGUAUAUAUUUCUGUAAAGGGUGCAUGAUCCUGUGUCUAUCUACAUCUAGUGUAAUCAUUAUAAGUGCUAUUGAAUAUAAUUAUUCAAAGUACACAAUAAUAAGGAUAGUCUGCAACAUAUCAUUGUAAUGCCUCACAUAAAUAUUCUAGAGUAUGUUUCGGAGACCUUACUUUAGACAUGAUGAACCCUAUUUUUCAAUCAGGGAGAGUAUUGGUCUUCUAAGAGUAGGUUUCAGAGAAGAUAGCAUAAAUGUUAUGAGAACUUCUAUUAACUGUGGAACUUGGCAGCAAAUAGACCAGAACAUAUUAUUUUCCUUGAAUAUAGUUAAAUAGGCUAGCUAGGCCACUGUCUUUCAUUUCCAAGGCUCAAUGUCUUUUGUGGUGACCGACGGAAAGACCUCAAUCCAGAACUUAAUAACCACAAUCCCUUCCCAAAGCCCCUGUAACUCAGAGAGGGCUGUCUGUCCAACUGCCUGUAACUCAGAGAGGGCUGUCUGUCCAGCUGCCUGUCUGCAAAGGCUUAAGAAACCCAUCUGACCCAGCGUGAAAGUUGGUGUCAGCAGUCGCUCCACAAGACAGAUUGAACCCAGCUCCAAGGCUGAUCUGGGCCGGUGUCACACACAAGGCUCCACUUGGACGUGACCGCCUUUGAUUGGCAUGCCUGCCCGACUUCGUGGGACUAAGCAGUAGGCACAGGGCGUAGCCUGACUCCCAAUCUGGGAGCUAAUACUACACAAUACUACACAACACUACACAACACUACACAACACACAACAAUAUGCUCCCCUUGUCACAUCUCUGCAUACUUUCACCUGCUUCUCAUGCAAAGUACUUUUUUGUUGCAAGGUAUUUAUUGGCUGGGAUGGGUGUCAGGUGGCGGAGUGGUGGGUAGGACAUGUAGCAACUCUUCCUCAAAACACCCAUCUGGUUCUCUAUAGAAAGGACAGUUAUGUAUUUCCAUUCAUGUUUUUCUUUAAAAGUCAUAGUUGCAUGCUCUGUGGUUUAGGAUUACAGUUCUGUGUGAAUGUAAUAACAAUGGCCUGUGGAUUACACUGUUGCUACAAAGGUACCUGCUCCUCUCUUCCUCCUAUUCUCAAAUUGAACACACAGUAGGACAAAUAAAGCCUGAACUAAUCUAGAUGUACAUUUCAAACAGUGUGGAGUUGCGCACCUAUGCCUUGCCCAGAUUGAAAUUACAUCCCAACUCAACUCAUCUCAUUUGACCUGUCUUGUACUGUGUGGUCUAGUCCCCAUGAAACCCUGUUUUUGUGCCAUUCCAGAAUCAGAAUCCAACUCAUCCUUCCAUUGUGGUGUGCUUGAAGUGAACGUCUCUUACUCUCUCCCUCUAACAACAUGCUUUCUCAUAGCCCCAGGGUGAACUGACGUCUAAUACCACUGGCUGCAUCCGUCCAUGCCUGACUUGUCAUACUGUACCCCUCUCCACCUCCUCCUAACCUAACAUUGUCUCAAUGUCAACCCCAAUCUCUCCAUCCUAACCUCGCAUGUGAUGGUGCCUCCUCGCUCUACCUUGCUACUACCACCACCGCCGCCCGCCGUAGCACACGCCCUGCGCAACACAACCCAACCCCCACCUCAACAUGGUCUCUUGGUCUCUCUCCAUCCUUCCUUCUUUGCAAGACUGCGAAUGCUUCGGCCACUCCAACCGCUGCAGCUACAUCGAGCUGCUAAACUCCGUCAUUUGCGUGAGCUGUAAGCACAACACUAGGGGCCAGCACUGCCAGGAUUGCAAGCAGGGCUACUUCCGAAAUGCCUCUGCAGAGCUGGAAGAUGAGAAUGUGUGCAUAGGUCAGUUCCCUCACCACUGUCUGUCAUCAUCAGCACUGCUUAUACCAGCUGACCCUCUACGUGACCCCACCCCGUUUCAACCACCGUAUCCUUCACCUUUCACCUUUCACCUUAGUGCGUCAAACCUCCAAACUCCUGCCUCAUGUUUUUCACUGUCUCUUUUCCUGUUGCUGUCUGGGUCCUGUCGUUCCUCACUUGCUUCUGUCCAUAUGAUUGUGACAUCACACGCUUCCUUCUCCACAGGGCUUAUGUAUUAAACUAAUUGUUAGUCAUCACAAUCACAAGGUUUUACAUUAAAGAGUAUUACUCAUAAAUGUGUACUGCUAUGGACAUACUGUACUUUUUCUAAACUGAUAUGAAUUUUACCAGAUUAUAUUUUGACACUCAGGAUGGUUUUGAAGCUGUCUAUGUCAUGAGAGGUUUUUUAUUUCAGUUCAUUUAAAAUAAACGAUAAUUCCAAAUGCUGGUUAUGUACACUACAUGACCAAAAGUAUGUGGACACCUGCUUGUCGAAUAUCUCAUUCCAAAAUCAUGGGCAUUAAUAUGGAGUUGGUCCCCCCUUUGCUGCUAUAACAGCCUCCACUCUUCUGGGAAGGCUUUCCACUAGAUGUUGGAACAUUGCUGCGGGGACUUGCUUCCAUUAAGCCACAAGACCAUUAGUGAGGUCGGGCACUGAUGUUGGGCGAUUAGGCCUGGCUCGCAGUCGGCGUUCCAAUUUAUCCCAAAGGUGUUCAAUGGGGUUGAGGUCAGGGCUCUGUGCAGGCAAGUCAAGUUCUUCCACACCGACAUCGACAAACCAUUUCUGUAAGGACCUCGCUUUGUGCACAGGAGCAUUGUCAUGUUGAAACAGGAAAGGGCCUUCCCCAAACUGUUGCCACAAACUUGGAAGCACAGAAUCAUCUAGAAUGUCAUGUGUGCUGUAGCGUUAAGAUUUCCCUUCACUGGAACUAAGGGGCCUAGCCCGAACCAUGAAAAACAGCCCCAGACCAUUAUUCCUCCUCCACCAAACAUUACAGUUGGCACUAUACAUUGGGGCAGGUAGCGUUCUCCUGGCAUCCACCAAACCCAGAUUAGUCCGUCGGACUGCCAGAUGGUGAAGUGUGAUUCAUCACUCCAGAAAACGCGUUUCCACUGCUCCAGUGUCCAAUGGCAGCGAGCUUUACACCACUCCAGCCGACGCUUGCCAUUGCGCAUAGUGAUCUUAGGCUUGUGUGCGGCUGCUCGGCCAUGGAAACCCAUUUCAUGAAGCUCCCGACGAACAGUUAUUGUGCUGACGUUGCUUCCAGAGACAGUUUGGAAAUCGGUAGUGAGUGUUGCAACCGAGGACAGACUAUUUUUUACGCACUACGCGCUUCAGCAUUCGGCGGUCCCGUUCUGUGAGCUUGUGUGGCCGUUGUUGCUCCUAGACGUUUCCACUUCACAAUAACAGCACUUACAGUUGAUCGGGCAACUGUAGCUGGGCUGAAAUUUGAUGAACUGACUCGUUGGAAAGGUGGCAUCCUAUGACGGUACCAUGUUGAAAGUCACUGAGCUCUUCAGUAAGGCCAUUUGACUGCCAAUGUUUGUCUAUAGAGAUUGCAUGGCUGUGUGCUCGAUUUUAUACACCUGUCAGCAACGGGUGUGGCUGAAAUAGCCGAAUCCACUCAUUUGAAGGAGUGUCCACAUACUUUUGUAUAUAUAGUGUAUGUGUCACAAAUAACCACAAACACAUAGGAAUCUGUUCUAAGCAUGUUUACCUUCAUGCAUAUUCUAUAAGUAGGUCCCUGUGUUUUGCGCAAUCAUGUGACAUAGCAACAUUUUAUCCUGUAUUUUAAGCCUUAUCCAAAAAUGAGAAUUACACCAAAAAUGAAAGCAGUUGUCUGAGGAUGGUGCUUAACCAUCUGAAUCGUAAAACAAAGGGUGCAGUUUGAUGAAAAAGCUUUAAAUAAAGGUUAAAAUCCAGGCAUGUCACAUGAUUGUGCAAAACACAGGACCCUAUAAAAAAUUAUAUGAAACUAUGCCUUUCCAUCCGUGUUAGUGUGUAGUGCGUAGUGACUCUGCACCCUACACAUGCACAUAGCACCCAGGAAACAUCUGUUGCCCCUCGCCCUCUGACGUUCUGAUCUGGCUGUGGAAAACUGAAAAUAUUAAACCCACCCUCCACCCCAUAUCCAGGUGUCUCUUCCAGCCUGAAGUAGAGUCUAACGAACUCGCACACUCCACGCGUAAACCCAGAUGUGUCGGAGCGAAGUCAGAUUAGCAGGACGGCGAUGGCAAUCACAGCAUAUGUCACUGUGGAAGUGCUAGGCUCCGCACAGAAAUAGCAAUGCAAUUCCAGUAGAAACCUUUAUAGGCUGCAUCUGAAAUAGCACCCUAUUCCUUAUAUAGUGCACCUGAAAUGGUACCCUAUUCCCUAUAUAGUGCACUACUUUUAACAUCAUACCUAUAGGGAAUAUAGUGGCAUUUUGGACGCACCCAGAGUCAGCGAGGUGUUGCCUUGUGUAUAAUCCUUUACCCUUACCCAUCAUAACACAUCAGUAGAAGUGUUAUCACAGUCAAACCAGUACUCAAAUAUCAAAUCAAACUUUAUUGUUCACAUACAUGUUUAGCAGAUGUUACUGCGGGUGUAGUGAAAUGCUUACAAAUAUAUCUUCCAAAUGCUGCAGAGCUAUAAGGUUACCAUACAGAUGGGGUAGAGGAGAGCCUUGUAAGGCUUCUAUGUUCACAAGCAGGAUUUGGAAAGAGCUUUAACUGUUGAUAAUGGUAAAGAUAUGGCCAUUUUUGGUGUGGCUAAUGAUGGUUGUUUUGUUCACACAUUAUUCUACCAAGACAAUAUCCACUUAUAGUAUUAAUCAAAUAAGCAGUUUACAAUAAACAUAUUUGCCCUGUAGUUUUCUCAGCAGGGUUGUAUUCCCAUUAAAUGUAAGUGUGGACCAAAUGACUAAUUGGAAUUUCAUAGUUUUGGAAUGACUUGAAAUGUCUGGAGACAACAUGUAUUACAGUACAACAAUGCCUAUUUCAAUGUUACCGUGCCACUUUCCUCACAUUUCAAACAUUCUCUGAAUCAUACUGGACAAGUCCAAGCUAUGUAAAUCCUUUCUUGUACAUUUAUCAUGUCAUUCCUAUGGCAUCUCUUUGUAUGUCUCCACUGUCUCUGUCUCACCUCCUCUGUCAUCAUGGUUUCCCUCUAACUUUCAUGUCAGAAACGGGUUAAUGUCAGAGAGAAAAUGUGUAGUCUUAAUGUCAUGUCAUUUUUCAAAUAUGGCUACCAUAUUUAGGUAAAUAAGGUUUUGCUUAUUGCACUAUAAAUGUGACUUGUUAAAAUGCAUAAAAUGUUCUAGAAAAUAAUGAAUCACUUUAAAUGAUCCAUACAGUGCUUAAUGUCUAAUUUCCUUCAAUCACUCUUUGUCUUCAUUUCACGUCAUUACUUUUGAAAUGGUAGCAUUUCUUCUGUAAGUGAUAGCUAAGUAAUAUGUUACUUAGAAAUUAGAUCUCUGUUACUCAAUGAGCCUGUCUAUGGUAGUAAAAGGUUGUAGCUGCUGUAAGAAGCCAAAGCACCACCCUGUUCUCCAGCAUGUGUGUGUCUUGUUUCUACAGACUGUAGUUGUAAUCCCUCUGGCUCAGAGAGUGUUCGCUGUAAUGGCACAGGAUUUUGUAAAUGUAAGGAGGGAACUACAGGGGCUAAGUGUCGAGAUUGUCUGCCGGGAUAUUUGUGGGACAAUGGCUGCAAAUGUAAGUAGAACCACACCCCUACUCUUGUAACUUUGCUCGGACCCCAACCUGUACCUCUCGCUAUCUCUCUGUCUCUCUACCUCUAUCCUAUCUAUGUCUCUAUUCCUCUAUCUCUCCCUCUUUCUCUACCUCUUACCAUCUUAUCUUAUUCUCUAUUUCUACUUUUUCGCUGCCACUGCUUGGUCAUGCAAGCAUGUGCAGCUUUGAAUGUCCCCACUCUUGUGGGGAGUAGGCCUAUGGAUUUAACCCUGACUAACAUUGACUAACCAGAAAUGAGCCUUUUCAAUGAUUCCACCUGAAUUUAAGACUCAAGGUUGUGCCGCUAUAAAUGCAGAGAUUUAGACUUAAACCAUUUUCUCUCAGCUUCUACUGGUAGAUGCCAGUCAGUCAGGGAAGCAACCACGCUUUGCAUUUGGAUGCUUUGUAUUCAGUUAUUCAGUGGCGUUAAAGAGCUGAAACCUACAACAGCUGAGCUAAUAUUGACUGGCUGUAGCAUGACAGGGACUGCUGGUGAUCUGUUUGAGCAGCCCUCUCCUUCUCUCCGCCAUCACUGUCUGUUUUACGCUCAUGUCCAGAUAAUGAUGGUCAAUGCCAGACGUGA